AUGUCGUAUAAUUCUGGCCAUCACAUGCCACACGAUGCUUCUUCUUCAAACUUAUCACAUACCAAUGCUGGUGCCUAUGGCCGACCUCCGCGAUCCCAAAUUGCGAGACCAGUCAAUCAUACCCCUAGGAGCAGAACAUCGUCAUUCUCAGAUGUCGAAGAUACUGGCCCUGUAUCAGCGCUGUCGGCUACCAAUCGAUCUACCAGUCGUGGAAAUCGCCUGUCCAUGCUUCCGCGCCCCAGUAUUGGUAGCACACCCUCUCCAAUUACGCCAGUGUCUGCUUCCUCUUCUCAGAAUUCCACCCAGCCAAUUCCUUCCUCGUUUUCGAGCCCGGAGAUUAAUAAGCCCUCGCCUUUCGUUGCUGGACAACAAUUGCCCCCGCCAAAACGAGCACGGAAUGUUCUUCGAAGGAGGGCACCGACAAUAGGGAAACAUGUGGAGCAAUUGCACUCUGACAAGCUUAGCCUUGUUAUUCCGCAAGAGCCUCAUUCUCUCGUUAUGAACAAUGCGUCAGGACACGGAAACUCGUCAUCCUCACUUUUAGGGCAAUCAGCUUCCUCUUACAAACCAAACCACAAGAAUGAUAGUAAUGUGGCGGUGAACUCGGUGAGGUCUAGGUUCAAUGGUCCGGUGGAACUGGCAAGUCUUCGAACGACAGUUGAUACGCAAAACUUGCCAGCACCUCCCACUCCCUUCUUAUUGUCAAGUAGCCCCUCGACAAGAUACUCGGAGUCUCCGAGUAUUUGGAGUCGGGGGUCUACCCCAACAUCAUUAUCGUCAUAUUCCCCGGGCAUUACAAAGAUUGGUCGUCUGAGACAACCGAGCCCGUCUCAAACAAGAUUGCCAGUCUUCUCUCCUCCACCGACACACGCAAGCCCUCAGCAAGAAAGACCGGAGUUCAAGACUCAAAAGCGGGUACUUGCUACAAAGCCUUCUGGUCCAAGCUCAGUAGGGACCGGCAAAAGCCAGGGAGUACCACCAUCUAAAUCUCCCUCCACAGUACCCCGAGGCCCACCUUGCAGUCCACCGCCAAGAAAGUCAUCGGUCAAUUUCAGCCCCUCAAAAGCUUCGGACAUCGACGUUGAGCAGGCUCGGAAGGAAGUGGAGGAAGCCGAGAGGCGUCUGUUUGACCCACAAAGAGUUAUGGAAUGUUCCCCCUCACGGAAUGCGGAGACACCACAAACUCCACCACGACCGAGCAGAGAUGGAACGCAUCGCUUAGAGAUUGAAACAUCGCCGAUUGUUCAAAGCAACCUUCGGUAUCUUAGAACAACGGGCCACACAAGACGCGAGUCGAUAGAAAAGACCCUAGCGACCCAACAGCCACAUCCAACUCCCAACCAGUCUACCGCUGCAUCCAUUGACUCACUGCAAUCAAGAAGCAUCUCUCAAGUCCCUUCGCGGAAUGACGAAUCUCUCAUACUAUCCAAAAAGACGCCUCGGACAUUAACCAAAGAAACUCCCAAAGAGAAGCUGGAUACAAAGCAAAUACCAACGCAAAAACGGUUCGGUCUGUUCGCAAAGAAGUCCAAGCCAGAUAUGUCAGAGAAUUUAACGGAUCAAGCUCGAGCAACUCGCAAAGGUCCAGCCGCAGGAACAGGCCACGAGGGCUACGGAAAAUAUGGACAGCGCGGCCGCAAAGCAAGCGGUAGUAGGAGCAGCGGAACGAGAACCAGAUCAACAAGCACGACACGGAGUGCCGCCAGCAAAGGGAGUCAAUCGAGUCGCCCGGAGUUGGACAUUGACGAUUUUCUAAUGAGCCGUCUGGAGCCUGUCAUUAUCAAUGGCGGUGGACUAGACGGUGCAUCGUUGUCACGAACACACAGCGAGCAAAGCUUCAGCAGCAUGAGCGUUGCGUCGACUUCGAACUUGCCGCAGCAAAAACUGCUAUCAUACUCGACUAGCCAGUCUACCGAGUCCCUCGCAACUUCGACGGGGACAUUUGGCGAGACUAUUACGCCAAGUUAUUCUAAUGGCGCUAGGCCGAUGGAAAGCAAGAGCCCUGAGUACCAAUCUAACGCGAGUGAUCGUCCAAAUGCAUCGAAGUCACGCAUGCCUGUCCCAAGAGGAAAGAGACACGGCAUUUUUGCGAACCCCCAGGCUGCUGUCACAAACACGUCUCUUCUUAGCCAUGAACCAAGCACUGCUGCCUCACAUGAACCGAAGCGUGCUGAAAAGUCCCCCGAAAAAACCACCAAGCCCGAGCAGGUCGAGAAGCAACAAGCCAAGAAAGGAAAGACAUCCAUGUGGAACUUCUUCCAGAAGAACCGCGCCAACGACCAUAAGAGCUCCAUUCCUCCAACAACCUCAUCCCAAACUGCGAAACUUCAUGCGGCGAUCUCCCCGGUUCUGAACACUCGGCCCGUGGCCCAUUACGCCUUGGUGGAUGCUGAUUCGGACGAGCUCGAUGAAAUCAUCAACAACAUCGAAGACUCACCACCAACCGAGGAGGAAACAAUUUUCCAUCCGGUGGAAGUUCCAAGAGGCUUGAGCAUCAGAAAAAGAAAGCCAUCAAUUCUGUUGCCAUCUCCGCCAAAGAUGCAUGGCGAGUUCGAAAAUGAUGAUCGGCCAUCGCCGAGAACCGCCAUGUUCAAUCGUAACCUUAUGGCCCCGGAGCUCGAGACGUCACCUGAACAACGCCCACGCUUGGCCUCUGUCGGUCGGAUCCCACAGGUAGUUUCGCGCCGCGAUAGAAAUCAUCACCCCGCCAUGCAGUCAUUCUCGCGUCCGUUCAGUGUUGUCGAAUCGCCUUCCCUCACGAUUCCAACGACGGAAGGCUCAUACGAAUCCCCACUUGUCGCCAAUGUUCCGUUGGAUUUGGGGAUUGGUCCAAGCGAAUCUUCAGACUGGGGCCAUGGGUUCAACCCGACUUUUAGCGCUUCCGAAGAGACCAGCGCUUUGGAGUUUCUUGCCGGACCGUUCUCAACGUAUGAGUUUCUUCAAUUUCCGCCGAAGAAAGGCUCAACAUCGUCGGAUAGCUCUGGAGCUCUGGCUGCAGUUACAGCCGUUGCGCCGAUUCCAGGUUCUCCGCCGACUGAGGACGAGGUGUGGAAUGAGUACGACGAUCUUAUUGAUCACGUUCUGUCACCAGAUGAACCGAAGCCUGAGGAGUCGGGAAAGACUGAAGAAGAGGACAGAUUUGAACUUGCAACGAUGGCAAGCAGGGCUCUUCAGGACGAGUUGAAUAAUGCCAAUCAUCCUCAGUCAGUGCCUGGUGGCAAUUCGGUCCGCUCGAGUGGCAGCUCUGUUCAUCUUCGCCGUUCUCAGAUUGUCUCUGCUUUGCAAUCAUCUACCGCCCCUUCGUCUCAGCCGUCUUACAAUGAUCUCGUUGCUGCAUAUAGAGGCUUAAAUGAUGAGAAGACCCAGCAGACUGCCAAUCCUACUGAACAGCCUUCUUCGACAGAUCAGCACCGUGAAGAGCAGUCUACAUUUCUCCACUCCCUCGCUGCUGUUCCUUCGCCUAGACUAAAGUUCCACCGAGAACAAGAAGCCGCAUCUUCGGAGCGUGAGUGGGACGCAGUGACGCGGACUAACAUGCGUUCUGCCUCGCUCAUGACUAGUCGCUGGUUAUCUUUCGGCCGAGUCCUUUUCAGCCCUGCACAUAACCAUGUCAAGGCCGGAGGACAAGGGCGAAUUCUUGUGGUCGACGGACUGGGAAAUGAUGACUGGUCUUUCUACUGUUCCUUGACGUAUCCCGAUGCCGAGGUAUACAGUCUAGGUGGACGUCCUGUAUCCGCGGCACCUCCCCACCCCGCCGCAUGGCAGCCCCCUACCAACCACCACACCGUGUAUCACGCAGGACUGGACAACCCCCUCCCCUUCCCAAAGGAUUACUUCACAGUCGCCGUACUACGAUUCCCCGCUGUCUGCUCCGAGACCGUGCAAGGCAACAUCAUCCAAGAAUGCAGACGCGUUCUCCGCACUGGCGGGUAUCUAGAAAUGAGCCUUCUAGACCGCGACAUGGUCAACAUGGGACCUCACACACGCAAAGCUAUCCGCCAACUCAAAGAAAUGACCUGUCUCUCAGACUCGACCCUCAGCCUGAAACCAACCAGUGACAGCGUCCAACGCGAGCUCGGAGCCCAGGGCUUCGACAGUCUCCGUCGCUGCAUGGUUCGAAUUCCAGUUGCAGGAAUGGUCCUCCGAUCCUCCGACUCCAGCUCAUCAGCCCACUCCAUUUCAACAGCUACCCCUUCCACUGCUUUCUCGCUGCCUACUAUAUCUGUCACAACUACUGGUGGUAGCCAAAGUACGGGAAUGGCCUCUAAAUCCCCCUCCAAUGAUGCGAAUAUCUCUCUCGGCGAUUUGCUCUCCGAUCCUUCCCCUUCUCCGGCAAACGAUGAGUCAAUCGCUAAGAUCGUUGCCCGCGUCGGACGCUGGUGGUAUUCGAAAUGCUACGAGGAUCCUAUUUUCUCGACUGCAAAUACUGAUCCGAGUAUUUGGAAUGACCGAAAGGUACUCCGCGAGUGCCAGAAGCGUGGGACCGGGUUCCGCAUGUUCAUUGCAUACGCCCAGAAGCCUAGUGAGGUUCCGCGACGCACGGCAAGUGUGUAA
This is a messenger RNA of Penicillium samsonianum, 4554 nucleotides long. RefSeq lists its product as uncharacterized. Bases 1 to 4554 code for a protein of 1517 amino acids. NCBI's taxonomy places the organism in Eukaryota, Fungi, Ascomycota, Eurotiomycetes, Eurotiales, Aspergillaceae. The record is from RefSeq and is a predicted model, not a curated record. The transcript has a single exon.